AUGGAGCUUUUAUGGGAAAACGGUCAUCUUCAAAACCAAAGACUCAACAACAACACCAAGAAACCUUCUUCUUCUUCUACUGUGAAGCUUCUCGCCGGAGAAGAAGGAGUUGUUACUCCGGCGACAUCUUCACUGCAUCAUCAUGAGCAACAACAGUUAGUAGUAGAUCAGAAUCUCUUUAUUCAAGAAGACGAAAUGACUUCAUGGCUUCAUUAUCCUCUUCGAGACGAUGAUUUCAGCUCAGAUCUUCUCUUCUCCGCCUCCGCACCAACGACGACGACCGUGAGUCAAGUCACCGCCGCGAGACCACCGUCUGUACCUUCUUCUUCGUCGGUGAGACCGCCGGUACGGAAUUUCAUGAAUUUCUCGAGGAUUAGAGGGGAUUUUACCGGAGGUCAAUCUGGACCGUCGAUUUCGAAGGCGAUUGUGAGAGAAUCGACUCAGGUAAAACCUAGCGCCACACCGUCGUCGGCGGCGGCGAACGAAUCCGGUCUUACACGGCGAACGGAUGUGACGGUUAAUUGCGGAUCUAGCUCCGUCGUAGCUGGAGAUGGCGGGAAUACGCUCGGAGUUAAUCGGAAGGGAAAAGCAGUGGCGGCUCCGGCGGGUGAGAUUCACGUUACAUCUUCUUCUGUAAUGUCGAAGAGCGGAAUCGAGCCGGUGAAUGUACAACCGGAGACGGAGAAGACGAUCGUCGAUGAUAGGAAACGAAAGGAGAGAGAAGCCACCAUUGACGAGACUGAGUCCCCCAGCGAGGAAACUGAGCAAAGAAGAGGAACAACAUGUACAAAGAGAUCUCGAGCUGCAGAAGUUCAUAAUCUCUCUGAAAGGAAACGAAGAGAUAGGAUAAAUGAGAGGAUGAAAGCUCUGCAAGAACUCAUUCCUCGCUGCAACAAGUCAGAUAAAGCUUCGAUGCUUGAUGAAGCUAUCGAAUACAUGAAAUCUCUACAGCUUCAAAUACAGAUGAUGUCAAUGGGAUGCGGUAUGAUGCCGAUGAUGUAUACGGGUAUGCAACAGUACAUGCCUCACAUGGCAAUGGGAAUGGGUAUGAACCAGCCUCUUCCUCCUCCUUCGUUCAUGCCAUUCCCCAAUAUGUUAGCUCCUCAAAGACCUUUGCCUACGCAGACUCAUAUGGGAGGCGGCGGCUACCCUGCUCAUGCUUCUGACCCGUCAAGAGUCUAUCUACCGAACCAGCAGUCUGAUCCAACGUCGAACCUGCAGCCUCAGUAUCCGGCUUACAUGGAUCCGUAUCAGCAGUUCCGUAAUCUCCACCCGACCCAACCACCGCAGUUUCAGAAUCAAGCAACAUCGUAUCCAAGUUCGAGCAGGGUAAGUAGUAGCAAGGAAUCCGAGGAUCAGGGAAACAACACAACGGGUUAA
Molecule: messenger RNA, 1380 nt
Organism: Arabis nemorensis
Lineage: Eukaryota; Viridiplantae; Streptophyta; Magnoliopsida; Brassicales; Brassicaceae
Source: the annotation of a GenBank genome assembly